AAAAAGUGCACUCUGCCAGGCUUUGUGGUAGCAGCUGCACUCCCGACAGAAAUUCUAAUAAGUGAGAUAUAACAGCAGGGCUCUGCAUGGUGACGAGAAAGAAGAAAAGUUAAGAAGAAUUUGCCUUCCUGUGGCCCCUUUGAGCUUGAGAACCUCUCUCUGAUUACAGCUUGUCCAUGUGACCUGGUUUCCGUUGCAUGCUUCCGCGAAUAGUAAAAGCGAGGUGUCAAUGCUUCUGUCAGAGGACGGCACAUGAAGAACACGCACGACGGCCGAGAGAGAAGCAGCGAUAUGGUCACGGGUGCAGGCAGCGGUGGCUCGGGGGAUCCACGCCUUACCACCUCUUGAGGAUGUUAAAAUGUCAGUUCACGGCACGUCGUCCAUCAUCUGUUGCUUACUGCUACCCAUGUGGAUCCUCCUCGCACCAGCCUCAAGUCAUCCACAACACAGUCAGUGUAAGAUGACGCAACGAACGGCUCUCUGCAACAAUUCCAACCUCACGUCGGUACCGGCGGGACUACCAAGCAGCACCGAAGAACUUCAACUCAAUCACAAUCUUCUCAAGACACUACAGGACGACGCUCUUCAGUAUCCCUCGCUCACUACCCUCAGUUUAGCCUGCAACCAGAUGGAAGGAUUGCAUCCAAACACUUUUCAAUCUACCAAAUUGUUAAAAAAUCUUAAUUUGGCAAUGAAUAAUCUGUAUGUUAGCUACACGCAAACCAGCGAUGCUUUAAAGACGCUGCCCGGGAUCAAAUUUUUAGAUCUAUCCGAGAAUCGGUUAGAUGAAGAAAUGGCUGCCGUCCUUCUUCAAAAUCUGACAUCGCUGGAGUACUUAAAUCUUUCGGGGAAUCUCUUACGGCGUCUGGACGAGACGUCGUUCAGAGAUCUUCGCCAGGUGAGAGAGCUGGACCUGCAGAGGAACCUCCUGUUUGAGAUCGACAACGCCUUUGACGGCAAUCCCAGAUUGCAGCGGCUCAACUUGGCCUUCAAUUAUCUACCUUGCUUGACGGACUUCCACAUGAGCCAGCUGGUGGUUCUAAACGCCAGCCACAACUUCAUCGAAUGGUUCAUCACCAGGCCGGACGCGAACGUCACUUUUCAAAUCGAGACGCUCGAUCUAUCCGAUAACCAGCUGCUCUUCUUUCCGUUCUUACCCGAGAUGAGCCGCCUACGCAAUCUCCACCUGUCCCACAACGUUGUGAGUUUUUAUGAGCACCUAACGGACAACGUCACAUUCCCAAACUUGACCUCCACUGUCGAUUUCCACAACCUGGGGAGGAACACCAGCACCGUCACGGCUAAGCUAUGGGACGACAGCCUUCACGGCGACGUCUCCUCGGUGGAGCUUCUAGAUCUACGAGGAAACAAGUUGCAGUACUUCCCACGGGGAUUCAUCCGUAAAAUGCCAUCCCUGUCCAGACUGCGGAUACGAAGCAACUGUCUGGAAAGCUUGAAUCUAACAUCCGAGCGAUUCUCGGCUAGCUUGUUGGAGUUGGACGUUAGCGACAACGGACUGAUAGAGAUUGCAGCGGAUGAUGUUACGCUGAGGACGCUUAGCAACUUGACGUACCUUAACCUCAGCCGGAACGAUCUGGACUGCUCAUCCUCGAGACGAUUGUUCAGUUUACCGGGUCUUCGGUCAAUGGACCUCAGUUACAGCAACAUAGGGAAAUGUCUCCGUGAGGCAGGUGUAGCCUGGAACACCACUGAGUCCUUGAGGCAGCUUUUUCUCAAGGGAAGCCAUCUUGAGAGAAUUCCACCAUCUGCAUUCUCUGGACUCGCUCUCACGCAUUUAGAACUUUCCGACAACCCUGGACUAAGAGGCCAGCAGUCGAUCAAAAGUCUGAGCAGAACGUUACAGCACUUAGGUUUGGGAAACACACACGUUGGGGAAUUGGACUUUGCAGAUUUUCUAAAUCUGAAGUCUCUGAAUAUUUCAUGCAACUCCCUCGAGGAUCUUCCGGCUUCAGUGUCAAGUCUUGACUUAAGACAGCUCGAUUUGAGGGACAACAAGUUGUCGACGAUUCCCUCGGAUCAGGCCGACGCGUUAGCUUCGAAACUUCACACCGUUUUCCUGACGGGGAAUCCAUUCAACUGCUGCCGAAGCGAAUGGUUCAGGACUUUCACGACAACAAAGACCGUCCACGUGGUCGGCCAGUCGGACAUCGAAUGCGCGGAUCUCUUCCAAACACGCAGCAUUCGGCAUUACCGCUCAUUUUUGUGCCGUGACGAAAGCGGAGAAUCUUUUUUUUGGUACAUCCUGCUUUUUGGCACCAUUUGCAUUUCUUUCGUGGGCAUUGUUGUUAUUGUAGUUCUCACACUCAAGCCCAAAGUGAUCCACAAAUCAAUCAAAAAAAAAUAUUUAAAGCCUACGUCCUACUGAUGUACGUUUACCUUUCAGUCCAGCAUUAACGUUUGAUGGACAACCUGGUGGAUUAUUGACAGGCUAACAAUGAUCAUUUUAUCCUGUGGUGCUUUGAUUAGGGUUGGCAAUAAAAGUUUUAACCAUUAUAAAAAAGAUUUUAUUUCCCACUGCAUGCACCGUUAGCAUGUGGUGCAAAACCACAAAAUGUAAAACUGCGGCCGUGGCGCCUAGCUUUGUGUGAACGUGCGCUUCACACACACACACACACACACACACACACACACACACACACACACACACACACACACACACACACACACACACACACACACACACACACACACACACACACACACACACAAGUGGUGUUGUGCAAGCUGUUGUUAUAAGCAGCAAAGGAAACAAGAAAUUUCCUGUUUUGCGCAAGUGUACAGCACACUGCCCAGUUCCGUAUCUCAAAGAGGAGGGUUUCCUUCCUAUCCGAUGGAGGGCCAAUGAGGGGCACUUUUGAAUGCUGAUCCUCGUGCUCGCUAACCUACUAACUCUCAGAAAUGAUGCAUCAACAAGCUUUAAAAAAUAAUAAUUUCUCAACAGUUUGUAUGAAUUAUUGAGGAGCGGGCAAGUUGUUGAUAUCUGCCGUUACAGCAGAAUGCAUGAGGCCUAACCAGAAGGUAACCAGAAUACCGCUGUGGUGAUGCUCAAAGGUCACGGCGGUUGAAGAAGUAUAAAUCGAAACUACCAUAAUUAUUUUUUUCUAAAUGGGGCAAGUAGACAAUUAUUUAAUUUUUUUUUUUUUUGCUCAUUAAAUAUAAUAUAAUUAUUCAGCAAACUGAAUGAUGUUUUCUCAACAAGAGCAGAAAUACAAACCACAAGUAUUUAUCACGUUCAAAAACACUUAUUUGUAGAAAGAGGAAGCGCUUAAUGUGAAGUUGCUGAGUCUACAUUAGUAGAUUGUGGGAGAUUUUUUUUUGCGCCACGGACAUGUAAGAUCAUCAUUUCAAGGACUGGCCUUUAUACAAAUAUAUCAACUUAUUAUAUAUAUCAAUAUGAUGAAAUAAAAUGAUACUACUGGCAUUAAAACAAAUACAAACCACAUUAAAAUAAAACUCACCAUUAAGUAUCUGCUGUUUUGGUCGCUGUCACCGCAGAAAAUCUUGCUUCACAUACAAUGUGAGAAAGAGAAGCAGGGUUUGUGCUUUUGUGGCGAUUUCGGGAUAUUCUGCCUUGAUUUAAAUCCAGUUUUCUUUGUCUUGGAAGUUGUAGCCUCUUCUUCUGUCUCCUCAUUGGGCCUUCAACUUUUUAUAAAGAACUUUCCAAACAUC
Messenger RNA from Syngnathus typhle (broad-nosed pipefish), 3690 nucleotides. It is a transcript of the gene nrros, whose product is annotated as negative regulator of reactive oxygen species. Gene Ontology annotation, molecular function: protein binding. The record is from RefSeq and is a predicted model, not a curated record. The transcript has 3 exons. Lineage: Eukaryota; Metazoa; Chordata; Actinopteri; Syngnathiformes; Syngnathidae. Bases 359 to 2386 code for a protein of 675 amino acids.